Molecule: messenger RNA, 384 nt
Organism: Didymodactylos carnosus
Lineage: Eukaryota; Metazoa; Rotifera; Eurotatoria; Philodinida; Philodinidae
Source: the annotation of a GenBank genome assembly
AUGGUGCAUGUGAAAGUGGGCGACGGUCAGGACGAAUCCCGCCAGGACGAGAUGGAAGAACGCGGGAAUCCAGGUGGAGAACCAGGCUGGAGCGGAGGGGAACGCGAUUCCCACAAUGAUGCGGGCAACGGAUCCCGCCAUAUAUAUGCCGCCAAACCAUGUGAGUCCGCGUCCCAGGCGGCGAUUGGGCACGGUGAUUCCACGACUUAUACGCCAGCAGGUUCUCAACAUCAAUCCAAGCAGCAAAAGCUGGAUCAGCAGGAGAGUGGAGUAAUGAAGGUUGCUGCCCUGAAACGCAUCGAAUGUCGGAAGAAAAGACUGCGGCAUCCAAAACUGAAUGGCCUGCCCCGCGACACGCAGGCCGAAAAGCCCCGUCAGCAGUGA